GGUUGCAGCAUGUCGAGGCGUAAGCAAGCCAAACCGCAGCACAUCAACUCGGACGAGCCCGUGUCCCCGCGAAAUGGCCUUAUACGAGAUGAUCCAGCGCAGGAGACCGACGGGGAAGUGAAAAGGUUCAGAAUGGACCAGACUCAGAUCUGCGACAAGUGCUGUGCCGAAUUCUUCGAGGAAGCAGAAUUUCUUGAGCACGAAAAGAACUGUACCAAAAGCCAGCAAGUGCUCAUCAUGAGAGAUGGCGACUGCAUUGAGGUGCCCAAGGAAUAUACGCAAGUUUCUCCAGAAGACCCCACCAGUGAUCAGGACGACAGUCGGUCUAGUAGUCAUUCCCUCUCUGCUGCCAAUGCUGACCAAAUGGAAAGAACUGAGGAUCAGUAUAACAUGCACAUGGAGGAUCAAGACGAGAUGUCUGCCAGUCCUGAGAUACACUUCCAACCUUCCCCUGCAAUGCAGGAUCAAAACACUUUUGAAGCCAUGACUACUGACACUCAAAUUGCUGUCUCCCACACUUCUUCAAAUACAACAGCUCUGUCGUCACAGGACGCCCUACAGGUCAUCCCAAUGAUCUUGGAACAGUUGGUGUGUCUCCAGCAACAGCAGCUACAGCAAAUCCAGAUCACAGAACAGAUCAGAAUCCAAGUAGCCAUGAUGACUCCACAGGGUCUUCGGUCAUCAAUGGGGGCAACCAUGGACCCCCUGAAAGCCCUUGGUGCCCAUCUCUCCCAGCAGCUUUCUGCUGCAGCAGCCUUGAUAGGAAAAAGGACUGGUAGUCAGAACCUGUCAAUAGAGGCGGUGAAGCAAGGUAAACUCUCUCUACCCACUGGCACCCCAACAUCUGUGCCAGCAGGACCGAGUGCAGUGACCUCUAAAAUUGACAUUUUGAAGGGUAUUCCGGAUCUGGCUGGCCGCUUACCAGCGCUACUUCCAGAGUCACCAGCCGUUGUAGGGUUUGCAGGGACCUUCAGUGGCAUCCAAGCAGGGAUUGAUUCAAAAAAAGCAAAGGGAAAGCUGUUGAGUCUUCCAGUAGAGUCAAAAAAUGGAGACUCAUUAUACAAGCACAAGUGCAAGUACUGUGGCAAGACCUUUGGCAAUGAUAGCGCUCUCCAGAUUCACCUGCGUUCGCACACUGGAGAGAGGCCCUUCAAAUGCAACAUCUGUGGAAACCGCUUCACGACCAAAGGGAACCUCAAAGUGCAUUUCCAAAGGCAUAAAGACAAGUAUCCCAACAUCACCAUGAACCCUCAUGCUGUGCCCGAACACCUUGACAAUAUUCCCACCAGCAGCGGUAUUCCCUUUGGCAUGUCGGUGCCCAUGGACGAGACAAAUGAAAUUAAGCCAAUACUUGGUCAUCCUGCUGCAGAGUCCCAUUCUUCAUCACUCUCUGGAUUCAAAACAUUUGAUGGCGGAGACCCAUUUUCCCAGAGACCCUCGCCAUCAACGAGUGAUGGCUCCCCAUCUGUUUCCUCAAAUGUCUUUGGCCAAGACACCAGUAUGGAUCACACCCAAAAGGAUGCUAAGGAGGUCCUGGGAACACUGAAUCACAUAAAUGGGAAUGCCAUGUCUGGAGAGCCGAGCUCUGGAACUGCAAAGCUUCAGCAGAUGGUGGACGGGUUGGAAAAAAAGACAAACGACCCCAACGAGUGUGUCAUCUGCCACAGGAUUCUCAGCUGUCAGAGCUCGCUGAAGAUGCAUUACCGCACACACACCGGGGAGAGGCCAUACAAAUGUAAGAUCUGUGGCCGUGCUUUCUCCACCAAAGGCAACCUGAAGGCCCAUUACGGGGUGCACAGGGCCAACACUCCUCUUAAAAUGCAGCACUCCUGUCCCAUCUGCCAAAAGAAGUUUACCAAUGCUGUGGUUUUGCAGCAGCACAUUCGAAUGCACAUGGGCGGGCAAAUCCCCAAUACCCCAUUGCCGGAAAACCACUUUGAGGCGAAUGACGCAAUUGAGUCUUCUCAACCGGAGGAAAAGUCUCUGGAUCUCAAUGGUUUUGAAGCAAACCUGGAAGAUCAGGAACCUGCUGUGAACUCUCAAAAUCCAAAUGAGAACUCUGACUCUCUCACGUCUGCCACAGACGACCAGAAGCAUGUUGGCCCGGCCAUGUUUUCCAGCCUUGAUGUCUUGAAGAAUCUCACCUCUGCUCUUGCACUAAAACGACAGAGUAGCACUCCGUCUCAGAACGAGGGGACACCCAAAGAAUCUCCAUCUGCUCCCAGAGUGCAGGAAUAUCAGAAUGGCCGCAGCCCGGGUGUUUCUGACUCUGCAAUGUUGUUGCAUUCCGCCUCUCCUGUGAACAACACAAGUAGCCUCAAGUCUCCAGAAUCUCCUGCAGAAGAUUUUGUGCGGAAUGGGUCCAAACUGGACCUUGAUGGGCCCACUCAAAAUGGAACUGAAUCGAGUGGAGCCCUUGACCUCACUGCUUCGAGCAGCUUUACCCCAAAAGCCAUCAAAGAAGAACCUAGUGUGCCAUUUACAACCGGAGAAUACGCUGCAAGUAACAUGGCUUUCAUGAGGAUCCCGUCAAGUUUGGCCAGUCUGGAGAUGAAAAUUCCUCAAGAGAAUCUAUUAGGCAACCACAGUUUGUUCACCUCUCAAAUGCCCCCGGGGACAGCCAUGCCCUCGACAGUCCCCACGGCACCGCGUCGGUCCUCCAAACAGCAUGUUUGUAAUGUCUGCGGGAAAAACUUCUCGUCUGCCAGUGCCUUGCAGAUUCACGAGCGCACUCACACUGGGGAGAAGCCUUUCGCCUGCAACAUCUGCGGCCGGGCGUUCACCACCAAGGGAAAUCUAAAGGUACACAUUGGUACCCACAUGUGGAACAACUCCUCCAGACGUGGUCAGCGUCUAUCCCUGGAUAAUCCCAUGGCUCUUAUGUCAAUGAGCUCCGAGCCGAAGAUGUUACCAGAAAUGAUGCAAGCGCCGAAAGAACCUACCGCUCCGCCCAUGAACUUUGACCCAUCUAUGUGGAACCAGUACGCCACAGCCUUUAGUGGCGGCCUGACCAUGAAGACCAAUGAAAUCUCAGUCAUCCAGGGGGGAAGCAUCCCCCUCCCCGGGAGCCCUGCUGGUGGCGCCCCGCUGAUUGGAUCCACUGGAGGGCUCAUGAAGAUGGACGGAUCCCAUUCUGGCUUGCCUGGCUCCAUGGCCGAAAUUGAGAAGAACAGUUCUGACAGUGUACCAAAAUCCCAGUUUCCACAUUUCAUGGAGGAGGGGAAAAUUGCAGUCAAUUAAUCAUUGGGCCAUCAUCUGAACUUUAAUGCUGACUGUCUUCUCCCAAAUGAGGUACAAUCAUGUGGAAUUCAGCAUAUGUAUUUUCCCAUUAAUCUUGUCACAUCACUCAUUCAAUUGAUUCUGUAGUGUUGCUUUUUAGUUGACUUAGUAUAACUACUGUAGUUGUAUUUUAUUUUAUACAAGUAUAUAUACGGGUAUUUUUCUUUUUUUUUUUUCUCCCUGUGACAUUUGUUUUGUUUUGCUGUCUAUCCAAAAGUUUGAAUGUAUAACUUUACUUGAAACUCUGCUUUAAUUCCAACUGUCUCCUUUUUAAAAAUAUACUUUUUGAAGGAUUUGGACUUUAAGGGCUUGACUUUUAUGGUCAUUGUCUCCGCGCUAAGAACUUGACAUAGUUAACCGUGCAGGUCUAAAAUGACUACUCUCCCUCCUAUUGUGUGCCAUCGAUUUUAUGACGUACGUUUUUGUAGUGUAGUAUUUCACGUGUGAGGGCCGUUUGGACAGGUUACUCUAGUGUCCUGUCUGUUGCAUAUGUGUUAGUUUUGAAUGAUGUAAGUAAUGAAAAGGACUAAUGGUUCUACUUGCCAAGUGCCUAACUUGAAUUCUAUGUGUUGCUAUUGUCUUUCGGUGCACCCGAGGGUUAAUUUAAAGGCUCUGGUAGAAUUAUGAUUUGUACCAUGUAGCUUUGCUUGUGGAUCAAAUUUACAUCCAAAACUCUAUCUGAGUGUCCUAUUUAGUUGGCUGAGCUCUAAAUGCAUAAUAUUGUCCAGCUGCACUUUAUUUAAGGUCUUAUGGUUACAUUUAAAUUGUUGCAUCUCAGUCUCUCAGCAGGAUAAAGGACACAUUUAUAAUUUUGUCUCAGAGGUUUGCCACUGCUCAGAUUUAAUGGUCUUCAAAUUGUAGCAUUUUAAUUUAUUUAUAAUACACAAUGCUUGAGUUUUGGGGGUAAGUUCUACCUCAUUUAGAUUUAUUCUCCAUGCCUCCCUUUCUCAAAGUUAACUGUACAUUCACCCCCCAUACAUUCUUGAGUGUAUAUAUAUUUGUUUUCCACUCUCAAUCUGCUGUGUUGAACUCCAAUGAAUGUAUCACAGGACACUUUACAAAAGUCAGAAUGCUCAGAGUUCCUUCGAAGGCCCCUGCUGUACAUUCCUAAUUAAUUAUGCAUUUGCCAAGUUGUGCCUUUUUUGUUAGCGAACCAUGUCAAAACUGCUUUCAAAGAUGUCUCUACAAUUCAAUGUUGAGCUAGUGUGGCUUGUUUACAGUGCACAUUGUUUUGUUUCCCCAAAUGUUUCCUUCAAUUGUGUUUGCUGGUUUUGAAAAAUAAAAUCCUCACUUUUUUUUUUU
This is a messenger RNA of Phycodurus eques (leafy seadragon), 4581 nucleotides long. It is a transcript of the gene sall4, whose product is annotated as spalt-like transcription factor 4. Gene Ontology annotation, biological process: regulation of transcription by RNA polymerase II. The record is from RefSeq and is a predicted model, not a curated record. The coding region runs from base 10 to 3240 and encodes 1076 amino acids. The transcript has 4 exons. Gene Ontology annotation, molecular function: DNA-binding transcription factor activity, RNA polymerase II-specific; RNA polymerase II cis-regulatory region sequence-specific DNA binding. Gene Ontology annotation, cellular component: nucleus. NCBI's taxonomy places the organism in Eukaryota, Metazoa, Chordata, Actinopteri, Syngnathiformes, Syngnathidae.